AUGUCUGCGAUGGAGAAAGAAAGCCACGAAAAUAGUGCAACGGAAGAACAGAAGAGCGUGAAAAUUAAGCAUGAGCCUGGAGCAAAGGGGCCAGGACCAAUCGUCAAAACAGAGAAAGGCCAUGGAUUGGAAGCUACGAGCAUGGAAAUUGACAUGAAAGUAAAGAAUGAGCCCAACGCUUUCGAGGAACGAAAGCCGAAGGCCAAGAAGAUCCUCACUGAUUCCUUGCUGGGGACCGGCGCCAAAAAGCCGCCUUUGAAAGCAAAGUCGACACUAGCCAAGGUGAAGAAGGAGAAAGCACGACUUCCGAAAACUAAGAAAACGGGACGUUGCAAGUGCAAAGGAGAUUGCAGAUUCGCGGAACUCUUUAAGAAAGUGAUGGCGAAGCAAUCUGAGAAAAUGGGUCCUCAUGUCCACGGUCAAUACCACAAUUCGAAUUCACAGAGGAGAAAGCGCUUCUAUAAUUACUGCAGCCGAGAAGACAAAUCGCUCAAUGAAAAGAAGAUGGACCCACGCCACUCCCAGUUUGACUCCAAAAUGGAGUUGCCAUGUACUCCGAAACUAGCUGCAAUUAGAUCUGUGACAUGGUCUCACAAUUUCACCAUGGCGCGUUCCAAUCGCAAUGUGACCUCCGCCAAGCCCGGCUCAUGUCCAAUGAAUAAGAAACUUCGGAAUGCUGUUCUUGACGAGCUGAUCACAACUCAUGAACAAAAUCCGAAUAAGCGACGUGGUGACAUUGCGCGGAUUGUAGAAGCAAGCCAAGAAGAAUACCCUUAUGUUACCAGGGAUAACUUUAACAAUCGUUGGAGAGCGCUUAAGAAGCAAAGGAAAGAAGCUGCAGCAGCUACAAAUUCAACCGAAAAUUCUGCCGGAAGUUCUGAAGGCUCUGUGCUCGCGAAUGCAGCAGAAGGAGAUUUAAAUUCAGCAGAAAAGGCGGGAAGAAAGAAAGGAUCCACAGACGCCGCAAAGUUGGAAAGGACACAACAAGAAAUGGAAGCUCUUCACUGGGUCACCAUGAAGUGCAAGGAGAGCAAAGACCGGAAUCCGAAGAAAAUGAAAAGUGGCACGAUUGAUCACCUCAUAACGUCAGCAAGAUCCAAAUUCAAGCUCCCUCCCAUGUGGAAUCCGAGCAAGGAAACCAUCAGGACGCGACUGAAGAAGAAAAUCCAUGUGGUCAAUCCAAAACGGGGACCCAAGAGUCCUGUGCCCGAGGCGGUUGAACGGACGGUAGUGGAGAUUGCAUGUGAAUCCAACAGGUGCGGAAGACCACUGGAUACGUCGGAGAUAAUUGACCUUGCAAAUGACCUCAUCAAAGGCCAACCCAUCGAGAAGGAUAUCAUAGACUGGCAAAUUCGCUUCUGCCCAACAAUACGUAAACGUUUCAAGGAGACCAAAGAACGCCCUACAUCGGCCAACCUUGGACCCGGAUGGUACCAGGGCUUCAGGCAACGAAAUCCAGAGAUAGCAACUGCAAAGGCAAUCAAUCAUGAUGAGCGCAGAGCAUCCUGGUGCAAGUACGGAAACAUGUCAGAUAUGUUCGGCAUGAUUUACAAGAGAUUGAAAGAAGCUGGCCAUGCCAAAGAACUACCAACUCCGCAAUGGCAGGAUCUUCAUGGCAAUGUUGUGUCUGAGAAGGAAGCAUAUGGCCAUCGAGUCGAAUACUAUUUGACACAUUCCCGAUAG
Messenger RNA from Cylindrotheca closterium, 1683 nucleotides. The record is from the annotation of a GenBank genome assembly. NCBI's taxonomy places the organism in Eukaryota, Bacillariophyta, Bacillariophyceae, Bacillariales, Bacillariaceae.